Messenger RNA from Fomitopsis serialis, 1340 nucleotides. RefSeq lists its product as uncharacterized. NCBI's taxonomy places the organism in Eukaryota, Fungi, Basidiomycota, Agaricomycetes, Polyporales, Fomitopsidaceae. The transcript has 5 exons. Bases 362 to 964 code for a protein of 200 amino acids. The record is from RefSeq and is a predicted model, not a curated record.
UGACCUCUCGCAAGCCAUUCUGCAGACGACACGGGAGGCCGAACAUACCUGAUCGGAAGAAAGGGAGGAGGAUCAACUCCGAAGCUAUCGGGGCCUUCCUCUGGAGGACUCCGAAGAUCGCUGGUGGGGAUCAUCCAUCAGCGCUCAGCGCUCAGCGCUGUCUGUCAUCCCACUCCAACGCUAGCCUCAGCCCGAACAGGGGCCAAGCACAGCAUGCGCGCGACUGCGGCACUGUGAUCACAGACCGCAUGCCCGUCUGAGAGCGGCGCACCCAGAGCGCACAGCUGAAAAGCCGACGCGCGAGGGGUGCGCUCAAACCCCCCCUCUGAAUCGCCCCCACCCCUCGGCACCUCACAAAGCUAUGUCGACCCCCACGCACCCCGUCGAGCUCCUCAUCCUCGACGUCAAAGACGGCAUCGACGCGGCCGCGCUCGAGUUCACCAAGUUCCGCGCAGAGAUGGCGCUCACCGUGGGCGCGGACGACGGCGCGGUCCGCCAGGCGUACGGCUUCGUCGUGGGCAACCCGCGCCAGCUCUACUGGCUCCGCCAGUUCCGCGAGGGCUCGCUGCCGACCCUCCCCGCGGCCUUCCCCGCGUCGCUCGACGACCUCCGCGCGCCCGACUCGCAGCGCGCGGUGCACACGUUCCGCUUCAGGGAGCUCCCCGACGAGGUCCUCUCCGCGCCCGUCAUCGAGGCCUCGACGAUCACGCUGAAGGAGACCGUGGACGCGGACGCGUUCGCGGCGUCCCAGGCCACGCUCACCGCCGAGAUGCGCGCGUCGCCCGUCUUCCGCGGCAUGGCGCGCACCGUCCCCGAGGACCGCGUCACGCUCACGCUCAUCGGGUGGCAGUCCAUCGAGGGCCACUACGCCUGGGCGGAGGCGAACAUGGGCACCUCGCUGGUCCAACUGAUCCAGUCGCUGGAGAAGAGCAGCCACGUGCACGUCUCGUUUACCAUCGUGUAGACCAGCGACGGAUCGGGAGUGGUGUUCGACGACAUGUGUCAUAGCCUGAAGAUAGUACUUACCGAGACUCGACCGUCUGAAUCUGAGGACUGCACACAUCGAUCGGGGCAAGGAUGAACAUGGGGAGAACAGACACAGCAGGCGUAGUCUCAUACCAAGACCCUCCACACGGCGCUAGCAUGUGAGGGGGUUGUGUCGAACCUAACAGCAGAGCACGAACAUCGUCACGUUCUUACGACCGCGGCUGCGGCUGCGGCAUACGAGGAUACGCCCACCCAUCCGAGACCGCAGGUGGAUCUACACACACGCACACUCACCGUCAGCGAACGCACGCAACCCAUCCGCAGACAAGCACGAAGCAGCGGGAGACGUACAC